CAUGUGUCAUUGAAUGGAAAAUACGUAAACGGGGAAAUCCUUCGCGUUUUUAAUUGAUAAUUCAGCUGUGAAUUCAAGUAAUUAGUGAUUAAAAGUGCUAAAAAUUAUAAAUCAUGGCUUCUAUUCCCCUAAUGUAUGCUCAGGAGGACUGUGAACUUGGUGGGAAAGAAAACAUUGAGGAUGACUUCGCUUACCGGAAUAACGUGAUGAACGCGGACAAGGAGAUCCGGCUGGGCUUCGUGCGGAAGGUGUACGGGCUGCUCACGGUGCAGUUACUGGCGACCACCGCCAUCGCCAGCGUGUUCCUGCUCGUCAAACCGGUGCAGGGGUUUAUACAUGAGAACAAUUGGAUGGUGUUCGUCGCGUUUAUCCUGAGCAUGAUUACGCUGUUCGCCCUGAUCGCCAAGCGCCGAGACUCCCCCGCUAACCUUUACUUGCUGGCUGGCUUUACCAUAGUCCAGGCAUACUCCAUCGGCGUGGUGGUGUCUUACUGCGACACAGCGGUGGUGCUGCAAGCACUUGCUAUCACCCUGACUGUUGUCUUCGCUCUCACGUUGUACACGCUCAACACCAAACGUGACUUCUCCUUCAUUGGAUAUGGACUCGUCGCCGGCCUCUGCGUACUAAUCGUGGGCGGUAUCCUGCAGAUAUUCAUCCAAAGCUCCCUCUUCGAGAUCGCUCUGUCCUUAACUGGAGCAGUCCUGUUCAGUCUUUUCCUGAUCUUCGACACACAGCAGAUGAUGACCCAACUCUCCCCAGAAGAAUACAUCUUAGCCACCAUCAACUUGUACAUGGAUAUCUUGAAUCUGUUCCUGUAUAUUCUGCGUAUACUGAACGAAUUAAAUAGGAAUUAAAUGGGUGUGAGAUAUGCCCUUGUUGUGGCAGUCGCAAGUUAAAAACCAGUCGACAUUUUUCUUUUUAGGACCCCGUCUGGGAGUAUCGUAUCACCAUUCCAUUUUGUUUUUAAAUUGACUAUUAAGAGGCAUGGCCAGUUAAUAAUUUUCAUUGGGUAAGGACCUUAAUACAAGGUUGUAAGAUUCAAAUUUUAGUGGGACCUUUUUUGCAUCUACCAACUAGUACGAGAUAAUAAAUAAAUAUCCUUGGACAUUUUUACACUACGCUUCUAGUCCCAAACUAAGCAAAGCUUGUACUAUGGGUACUAGACAACGGAUAUAAACAUACUUAGAUACUUUUUUUUUUGUUGUAAAUACAUACAUAUUAUACAAUAUCUAGUGACUGCCACAAAUCACAAAAUGGGCAAUGUUUGCAUUCGGCACGCCUUAGUGAAUGUUCUGUCCUAUAUGUUUAAUAGAUCACACUAUGAGUGUUAUAGUAUUAUGUAUGCCGCUCCCACAAAAUAUAAGUACUGACGAUUAGAUUAAUUUUGAAUCGACUUUGUAAAUAACUUUAAUUUCAAUGAAGUAAGGUACAAAAUUGCACAAUCUCGUGUAUAAACUGCAGUUCCAUCUUGCAGUUUUAGAGUCCGUUUGUACCUGCAUGUUAUAAACAAUAUGUGUAUAAAUUCACACCUGAAGAGGUAUAAAAUACAAGUAAAAUUACAUAUAUCUAUAAAAUCUAGUGAAGAAUUUAUUUAAAAUUUCAUAUUAACACGAUUCGUGUUCCAUGCAGAUUCAGCAUGAUCUCGACAUAAGUAGAAGCCCUAAUUUUUUCCCUAAAACAACAAAAUGUAUGCAAAAUGCAUUUAAAAUUGUUAAUAUUAUGUAUUGUAAUUUUAUGUGACUGGGACGGCUGUGAAAUGUUUAUUUUUGUUGAAUUUUAUGACGGUCCUUACAAAUAUAUUGUGUUAACCCGUUGCCUAUUUCGCUUGGUCGAAGGAAAUUCCUUUUUACCCCCCUUUUGUUUUGCGACACCAUAUUCACUUGUUUUGCUGAUGUUCAUUUGUUUAUCACAAGAGACUACAGCAAAACAAUUGUAACUCGUUGUAACCCACUCAAAGGGGAUUUAGGACUGUCAAAUGGUUAAUAUCUUUAAAUAAUAAAAUUGCAGCUUUUUAGUAUACCAAGUAAGAUAGACAACGAGUUAACGCUCCAAGUAUUCAUGAGUAUUAUUUUGUUUAAUAUACAUGUUUCAAAACAUACUUUCGUAAAUAAUAAGCGUGGUAAUUAAAUGUGUCACACGUCUUGAAUAGAAUAGUGUAUUUCUCAUAAAUAUUAGCACAAAAAUAAAUGUGUACUGUAACCACGUGUUGUUGGAUAAUAUAAAUAAAAUCUUUAUUUUAUUUGAA
Messenger RNA from Ostrinia nubilalis (European corn borer), 2245 nucleotides. Its product is annotated as protein lifeguard 4-like. The record is from RefSeq and is a predicted model, not a curated record. The transcript has 5 exons. Gene Ontology annotation, biological process: negative regulation of apoptotic process. The coding region runs from base 114 to 854 and encodes 246 amino acids. Lineage: Eukaryota; Metazoa; Arthropoda; Insecta; Lepidoptera; Crambidae.